Molecule: messenger RNA, 2172 nt
Organism: Acanthosepion pharaonis
Lineage: Eukaryota; Metazoa; Mollusca; Cephalopoda; Sepiida; Sepiidae
Source: the annotation of a GenBank genome assembly
AUGAUGCAUAAUGAAUUGUUUGUAUUUGAAAACUUGUUCUAUUCUUCUUCUUUUUUUUUCUCUCUCUCAGAAUAUUUAAUUUCAUCUUUGUUCAUAUUAUUUUCUAUGAUUGGCGGUUUCACGGCGCAAUUAUCGUCUGCCAUAUUUGAAUUUCAGUUCUUCUCUCUAUAUUCGUUUGUAGAAUUUUCUUUUCCUCCCCUUCUUUCUUCGCUUUAUUAUUCCUGUUUUAUCUCUCCCCGCCCCUACGCUUUCUCUCCCUCUUUUUGCUUCCAAUCUUUCUUCUUCCAAUGCUCCUCUUAUUAUUUUUCUUUACUCCUUUUCCCAUUCUUCGUUUUCAAUUUUCUCCUCCUCCUCCUUCACUUUUUCAUCUCUUUGUCUUUUCCCAUUAUUAUUAAUCUUCUCCAUCUCUUUAUAAAUCAUUCCCUCUUUUUUUCUUCUUUCAAAUUCUUCUCCUUCUCUUUCUUUUUCUCUAUCUCUUCCCUUACUCCUUAUUUUUCUUCAGUUAUUACCUUACUCUGUCCUCGACCGCAUUCUUUUUAUCCACCCACAUUUACUAUAACUACUCUUUCUUUCUCAUCUCCUCCCACGUCUUAUUCUUUCUUAUUUCCCAUUCCCCCUCUUAUACUUAUCUUUCUUCUUCUCCUCUACCUACCCCUACUCAACCUUCUCUUUACGGGUCUCGAGCCUCCCUUACUUCUUUUACUCUUCAUCCGAAUUCUCUCCUUCUACUACUACUCUUUUGUUCUUCUUUUUCACUCCUUCAUUCUUCUUUUAUUCCUCAAAUAUCUCCUCCACCUACUUCUUUUUCAUCUUUAUUUUCCUCCUCUUUCCAUGCAUCGUUGUUAUUCCUCUUCCCUCUUCUCUUCUUCCUUUUGCGUCUUUAUUUUCAAAUGCCUCCAUCUUCCUUUAUCGCUUCGUGCUUGUCCACAUCUUUUUUCUUUCUUUCUCUUCCUUCCUCUCUUAGUCAUUUUGCCUCUCUUCAUCCUUGUCCUCUUCCACCUCAUCCUACUACUUCUCCUCAUAUCAUUUACUUUAUUACUUCCUUUCCUCUCUUUCUCCAUCUCUCCUUCGAAAUUGUUUUUAUUUUCUUUUUUCUUCUUCACUUCUUUUAUUCUCUUUCCAUCCUCUUCAUCUUACUUUUCCUUCCUUCUCUCAUGUCUUCAAAAUAUAAUUUUCUUCUUUUUCUUCUUCUUCUUCUUCUUCUUCUUCUUCUUCUUCUUCUUCUUCUUCUUCUUCUUCUUCUUGCCCUUUCCGUCUCUUAAUCAUGCUUCUUCUUCUUCUUCUUCUUCUUCUUCUUCUUCUUCUUCUUCUUCUCCCUUCUUCGUCUCCUCCUCUUCUUCCAUUAUCUUCAUCUCCUCCUCCUCCUUCUUCUUCUUCUCUAUCUUCUUCUUCUUCUUCUUCUUCUUCUUCAUCUUGCCCUUUCUCUCUAAUCUUCUUCUUCUUCCCUUCUCCUCUGCUUCUUCUUCUUCUUCUUUCUUUCUUCGUCCUCUUCUUCAUUAUCUUCAUCUCCUCCUCCUCCUCCUUCUUCUUCUUCUUCUUCUUCUUCUUCUUCUUCUUCUUCUUCUUCUUCUCGCCCUUUCCGUCUCUUACUCCUGCUUUUUCUUCAUCUUCUCCUCCUCUUUUUUUCUCCUCAUCUUUCUUCUUCUUCUCCCCUUCUCCUCUGCUUCUUCUUCUUCUUCUUCUUCUUCUUCUUCUUCUCUAUCUUCUUCUUCUUCUUCUCGCCCUUUCCGUCUCUUACUCCUGCUUUUUCUUCAUCUUCUCCUCCUCUUUUUUCUCCUCCUCUUUCUUCUUCUUCUCCCCUUCUCCUCUGCUUCUUCUUCUUCUUCUUCUUCUUCUCCCUUCUUCGUCUCCUCCUCUUCUUCCAUUAUCUUUCUCCUCCUCCUUCUUCUUCUUCUCUCUCUCUUCUUCUUCUUCUUCUUCUUCUUCUUCUUCUUCUUCUUCUUCUUCUUCUUCUUCUUCUCGCCCUUUCCGUCUCUUACUCCUGCUUUUUCUUCAUCUUCUCCUCCUCUUUUUUCUCCUCAUCUUUUUUCUCCUCCUCUUUCUUCUUCUUCUCCCCCCUCCUCCUCCUCCUCCUCUUCUUCUUCUUCUUCUUCUCCUCCACCUCCUCUUCCUCUUUCUUUUCCUUCUUCCUCCCAUUCUUCCUCUUGUUCUUAUUAUUAUCAUUGGGAGUAG